CGUCGCGGACGUACCGUACGACAGCCCCCUCAAGACAUCCCUCAAAAUGCCCAGCAGCAAAGUCAAGGCCUACGAGCUCCAGUCAAAGUCGAAGACCGACUUGACCAAGCAACUUAAUGAGCUCAAGACCGAGCUUCUUUCGCUGCGCGUACAGAAGAUUCUUGGUGGCUCGGCCUCAAAACUCACCAGAAUCAACAUUGUGCGCAAGUCGAUUGCACGGGUCUUGACUGUGAUAAACCAGAAGCAACGCCAAAACCUCCGGGAAUUCUACAAGAACAAGAAAUUCCUCCCUCUUGAUCUCCGGCCAAAGAAGACACGCGCUAUUAGACGGAGACUGACCAAGCACGAGGAAUCAUUGAAGACGCUUAAGCAAAAGAAGAAGGAGACACACUUCCCCAUUCGCAAAUAUGCCGUCAAGGCAUAAGCGUGAAUGUGUUGUUGGCUGGGUGUGAGAGGGCCCGUCAUCAUGCUGGAGAUUUUCUGUUUUUGCAUUUUUAUAUUUGUAUGCCCUACGCCUUGAUCAACUCGACAUGCAUGCUAUGCCAUGACUCCUUUCCCUGGAAGUUGAUCCAGCAUACUUCUUUGAGACAAAUGCACCUAUUGUGGCUUGACUAUUGUAUGAUCGG
This is a messenger RNA of Suillus discolor, 626 nucleotides long. Its product is annotated as 60S ribosomal protein L35. Gene Ontology annotation, molecular function: mRNA binding; structural constituent of ribosome. The coding region runs from base 47 to 424 and encodes 125 amino acids. The record is from RefSeq and is a predicted model, not a curated record. Gene Ontology annotation, cellular component: cytosolic large ribosomal subunit; ribosome. Lineage: Eukaryota; Fungi; Basidiomycota; Agaricomycetes; Boletales; Suillaceae. The transcript has 5 exons. Gene Ontology annotation, biological process: maturation of LSU-rRNA from tricistronic rRNA transcript (SSU-rRNA, 5.8S rRNA, LSU-rRNA); translation.